This is a messenger RNA of Acanthosepion pharaonis, 933 nucleotides long. Lineage: Eukaryota; Metazoa; Mollusca; Cephalopoda; Sepiida; Sepiidae. The record is from the annotation of a GenBank genome assembly.
AUGAGAAAGCUGUACCUGUCUCUAUGGGUUCUUGUGCAGUAUUCUGAUGUCUGUACGCUCUCCUCUCUCUUUCCCCUGGUCCUCUCUCCUCUUCUGAAUUGUCUGAAUGCUAGUUUUGACAGCAAACCUCCCGCUCCAACUAUCUACUGCCUCGAUUUCCCAGACUGCCGGGUUAAUGCCGCUUACCUUCAUGUCACGUUUUCAAAUGUGACUCUGAAUACUAAGUUAUUUUAUUUUUCUUUUCUUUUCCUUCUUUCUUUUUCCAUAAUUUUUAUCCAUAAAACAUUUUUUCUUUUCUUCCGUUAUUUUUUCUACAAAACUUUCUUUUUCCCACAUAUUCCAUUCUUUCAUUUUCCUUAUUUUUAUUCACCAAAUCUUUUCUUUCUUUCUUUAUUUCUUUAUUUAUUUUUUAUUUCUCAUAUAUUCUAUUCUUUAUUCUUGUUUUUAUCACGAACUCUUUUCUUUCUUACUUAUUCCAUUCUUUCUUUAUCCUUAUUUUUAGUCACGAACUCUUUUCUUUCUUACUUAUUCCAUUCUUUCUUUAUCCUUGUUUUUAGUCACGAACUCUUUUCUUUCUUACUUAUUCCAUUCUUUCUUUAUCGUUCUACAGUUUUAUUUUUCUUUACUUCUUUCUAUUUUCUUCGUUUUCCUCCUUCCUUCCUCCUCUCAGUUUCCAUUUUUAUCGUUACUUCUUUUUUAUUAUUUUUCCUCAUCCACAUUUUUCUCUGUCAUCCUUUUUCCCUUUCCUUUAUUUUUACCUUUUUUUGCUUUUCUCUUUCCUUCCUUCUUUUUAUGCCCUUUCUUUUUUUUGCCUUACAUUUCUUCCUUUUUCUCUUUCUUUUUCUUUACUUUUUUAUCUUUCAUUCCUUUUUUUUUUCCUUCUUUUUUUAUAAACUCUCUAUUUUUUGUCCUUUCAUAAUUCUUUCCUUCUAG